Candoia aspera is the source of this 1488-nucleotide messenger RNA. RefSeq names its product claudin 18 (gene CLDN18). The record is from RefSeq and is a predicted model, not a curated record. Gene Ontology annotation, molecular function: structural molecule activity. The coding region runs from base 69 to 818 and encodes 249 amino acids. Gene Ontology annotation, cellular component: bicellular tight junction; plasma membrane. Lineage: Eukaryota; Metazoa; Chordata; Lepidosauria; Squamata; Candoiidae. The transcript has 5 exons. Gene Ontology annotation, biological process: cell adhesion; bicellular tight junction assembly.
AGUAGGCAGAGGAGAUCCCAGGCCUGCUAUUGUGCCUUGCAAGCCCAUUUUCAAAGGAAGCCACUAGCAUGUCUGUGACCAUGUGCCAGUCCUUGGGCUUUAUGGUAUGCCUGGUAGGGGUUGCUGGAAUUACUGUAUCUGCUUGCAUGAACCAGUGGAGCACACAGGAUCUUAUGAACAGUCCUGUCACAUCCGUCAAUACUUACCAGGGACUAUGGCGUACCUGUGCUGUGGAGAGCUCAGGUUUUACAGAGUGCCGCCCAUAUCUGACCAUCCUUGGACUGCCAGCGAUGCUCCAGGCUGUAAGAGCACUGAUGAUUGUGGGCAUUGUACUGGGUGUUUUUGGUCUUCUGGUGGCUACUUUUUCCCUGAAAUGCUUACGGAUGGGCAACAUGGAAGACUCUUCAAAGGCAAGCAUGACUUUGGCUGCCGGAGUCAUGUGCAUUGUGGCUGGCCUCUGUGCUAUCUGCGGAGUUUCUGUUUUUGCCAACAUGCUUGUCACAGACUACUGGAUGUCAACAGCUAAUAUGUACCAGCCAGGAAUGAUGGAGUCACUCCAAGUAAGAUACACGUUUGGUGCUGCUCUCUUUGUAGGAUGGGUUGCUGGAGGCCUGUCCUUUGUGGGAGGCAUCAUGAUGUGCAUUGCUUGCAGAGGACUGGUACCCGAAGAGACCCAUUACAAGGCAGUCUCCUACAAGUCUGCUGGAUAUAAAUCUGGAACUGCUUAUGAAACCAAGAAGACUCCAGUAAUGGAUAAUAAUACUGUCAAAAGUGAUGAAGGAAGACGUUCCUACCCUUCAAAAUAUGACUAUGUAUAGAAACUGUCCUGUUAUGAUAUAUAGUUCCACACUCUACUUAUAAAACUUCAACUGCAGUCCAAACCAAGAGCAAAGUGCUAAUGGCGCUUAUCUAGCUUUCAAUUAUUCCUGGGUUUGCCCUUAUGAUGCUGGAAAUCUCUUCUCCAGUUGUUUAUAAAUGUUCACUUUGUAUGACUGUAAAUAGAUCCUGAUGUCAUAGUAAGCUUGAAAUGAACUGAAUUUUUCCCCCUGCAAAUAAUUGCUUCUUGUUCAAAGGAAAAUUGAAGACAUUCCUUAGCCAAUUUACUAUAUUUUAAAUAGAUGUAAUUAUAUAGUAAAAACUGGAACAUCAUUGCAGUGUACAAUGUUGAAUCCAUUUCAGAUUCAUGCUGGCUAGGGAAUUCUGGGAGUUGAAGUCUAUACAUCUUAAAUUUGCCAAGUUUGAAAAACACUGCUUUACAGUAUUGGGCAUAUCUUGUUAAUCUAUUCCAGAGGUUUCCCUAAAUCACUCAGAAUUCAAAUCCAAGUGAAAAAAACUAUUUUAGUUUAAUUUUUAAAAAUAAUAUGUAAACAUUAGAAUUAAUUAGGAUGAACAUGAAUUAGGCUUAAUUGCUAAAACAAAUACACUUGCUCUCAGAGGAAAUUAAGUCCUACUCCACUUUCUUCUUAUUUCAUUAUAUUCAUCCACUCU